GUUCGGAUGAGUUGCAAGCAGAAAUAUUGGAUAAUAUUAAUAAACAACGAUAUAAUAAAUGUAUAAAGCAUGGCAAAGGGACGCUCUACGCUAUGUUUUAUGACCACUGUAGUUCCGAGACCCACACCAUCGUUGACGACGGGAUUGGCUCCAUUUGAUUACUUGUAUCUCUUAUGCAGUUUAACCUCCUACCUAGUUUGUCAUUUUGGUACCAGGCUACUUGAUUAUUUGAAAAUAUUUGCAAAAUUAGUAGAUAUGAAAUUUAUUGUCAUCACUUAAUAAGUAUAAAAUCAAAUGUGGAGACACAUACAGUGUGCCCCCGUUGAACUGAAGCGAUCGAACACUCGAAAAGUGGACGAUUGGUAAUUACAAAAC
This is a messenger RNA of Acanthoscelides obtectus, 375 nucleotides long. Lineage: Eukaryota; Metazoa; Arthropoda; Insecta; Coleoptera; Chrysomelidae. The record is from the annotation of a GenBank genome assembly.